Messenger RNA from Symbiodinium natans, 4458 nucleotides. NCBI's taxonomy places the organism in Eukaryota, Dinophyceae, Suessiales, Symbiodiniaceae. The record is from the annotation of a GenBank genome assembly.
AUGUCGCGUCCACUGCUCUCUUGUAUAGUUUCUAUAGCCAUUGCGGCUUUGGUCAAUGCAUCACUGGAGGAGUCAUGCCCCGCCAGCUUGGAGUCCCAAGCGCGCGUGCUGCUCCAACACAAGGUCGCCGAGACUCAGUUAGAAGUUCAGGCCGAAGAGCUGACUGAGGAGCCAGCACCGUUGAAGAUGCGGGCGGAAGAGCGUGAAGGAGAAGGGCAAGGCAAAAAAGACAACGAAGCCCUCGCUGUCUAUUCUCCUCUGACCCUGCACAACAUGCUCAAGCCGGCUGGGGGUAAGCCUCCGGGGGCUCACAUGGUUCCGCCAGCAACGGUACAAGAUGGACACUUCGAGCUCUGCCACGCCCAGCCGGGCAACGCCUUGGGACAGGUGUCUGAGGGCCUGAACGUCUCAUCUUCCUGGAACGAAGUCGGCGCCAGCUGUACCACCUCAGAGGUGGUGUUGUUCUAUCCGGGGGAGACGAGUUCGGGCUUCCCGACCUUCUCCACAAGUUGCUGCCCUGCAAACAAGGAAAUCUGCGCCGGCUGCGCAAAGCUGAACGGCGCGAAGACGGGCUGCGAGGUUUGCAGAGGUGGCUUCACCCUGCGCAGUGACAAGACGUGCAUGGCUUGCGUGGAUGUACCCGGAUGGGUCAACAAGGCCGGGGAGAGCUGCAUCACCGCAAGCUGCACAAACGAGAAGUACCAAGGCAUCAGUGCACAAGAUGCGUGCUGUUCAUGCGGAGGCGGGCAGAAGGAAGGCACAAAGUUCACCUACUACGUCGCCCCCUUGGCGAUUGGGUCCACGCAAGUCACCGGAUACCCGGUGCCGCGAACUGGCAGCCGCUACUCAGUGGACAAGGAUUGUGAGCUGAGCAAGUAUGGGCUGACCAUCAACUCACACACUGGGGCCUUGCAGCUCAGCCCUUCCUGCAGCGUGGUGGGCUGUGGUGCAGCAGAACCCAUCGAAGUGAAGUGCACGAUCUUCGCCGAGAAGGAUUUCGGAUCCAUGAUGGGCGCGAUUUCGUCCAGUGCGCCGCUGGAGGUAUUCGCUGAAGACGUGAGUUACGGGUCUGCGCCCAUUGUCUUCACCUCGGUGUCCGCGCCGGCAAGCAUUGCCCCUGCGGUGAACCCAGCCCUGGCGGGUGGCGAGUUCGGAGGCUUGACCUGUGUCCCCGAUGUCACCAGCUGGCUGUCGCUGGAUUCUGCCACGGGCAAGUUGUCGCUGGAUUCUGCGAAUAUCUUCGGGAACGAAGGUGGCGUGAAGGACGAAAAAGGCAACAACAUUGGCGCAGGUGCCGUUUGCUCGGUGGAGAAGGGCGGCGCCAAAGGCAGCGUGGCGGUGAUGUUUCCUCUUUUGUCCAUCCAGGGGCCGCUUUACAGCUAUCAGAGGGGUGAAGUCGUGUACGCCACCGUCGGGGAGACGUCGCCGGUUCUGCCCGACCUGUCCGUGACACAGGGGCACGCAACUGUUGCACCCAGCGUUCCGCCAACGCGCUAUUCCAUCAGUUGUUCGGGCACUGGCUUUGCCUUCGACGAGUUGACCGGUCUGGCGACGUGGGAAGGCCACCAGAUCUUCCAGCUAGAUGUUGCCAACGGGGACUUUCAGCUCAACCCAGAAGAGUCCCUGACCAGGAGUUUGGAUCACACGGGAGACAGCGCAACCCGGCGGAGCAUCGGACCCCUUUCGUGCACGAUCUUCAAGCACUGGGAGUAUCCGCCAAUGGGACGCGGCCUGGCCCUCCACCACGAACUGCAGAUCGAACUGAGGGACCACACCUGCUGGGCCAAGAAGGUCCGAAGCUUCGCCACCCGCCACCUGAAGGGAACACGGCCAUCCCGGAAGAGCGGCGAUCCAGGCUCCCUCGACGACGAUUUCUGCCGCAGCAUCUGCCGCGAAGAAGCGUCAUGCACCCAUUGGGCUGUGGUGAGCGGCAAAUGCUACUCCUACAGUGGCGUUUGCACGAGCGCUGUCGUUAACGACAAUGCCUGCGCUCACAAACGCGUUACGGUCACAGAGCGCUACCCUGGCUGUGGCGAGCGCCACAGCUGCCUCGAUAUCCAGCUGCCGGGUUACCACUACAUCUCCGGCAAGUACUGUCCCAACGGGGAGAAUGCGGACAGAGACCCGAACCUCGGCCCAGUGUACUUCAAGACGGGCUUGACGAUCGAGGAAAGCUUCUGGCUGGCAAGGCUCAACGAUCACCUCUGCAUGUGGGCGAUCAUGAAGCCCAAUCCAUCGCAGGACUAUGAGAAUGGGACCUCAGCCUAUGUAGAACUCCACGGAGACAGAGUUGCUUGCCUCACCGGAGUCGUCGACCUCGUCACUGAUAUCUUCGGAAGCGUGCAGAAGGACCUCAGCGUGACGGGGCUACCCAAAGCUGUUGCAGGCGCCACGGGCAAAGUGGCAGCACCGGGCUGCGUGUCGCCCAAUGUCACCGUGGACGACAGCGAAGAUGAAGACGAAGACGAAAACGAGCAAAGUGUAAUGCCACUGGUGCUGGACGACCCAGCAUCGGACCAACCGGACGACCAUUGGCUUCAUCCGUGCGAAUGCGUGCCUCCCGACUGGGGUCCUUUGCCGCCUGUCAAUGGUCAGGUCCUGUCGGACAUCCCUGCCGGCAGUGGCAACAGUUUCAUGCCUGGUCCCACACUGAUUGUGGGCGGCCAGUUUGCGUGUGAGCAGGAGCACCUUACCAGCGUUAUCAUGGAGGAUCCGGAAAGCGACGGCUUUGCUGAGGGCUACUGCCACACACAGUGCGCCACAAGCAAUUGCAACUUCUACUGGGAAGGCGAAGUCUUGUCGAGCACACAGUGUCGGCUCUACAGCCAAUGCAAGGAACUGGUGCGCGAGGUCGGUAUUGUGGGCAAUCUCUAUGGGAUGACCUACAGCAAGGUGUGCAAGGUUGCGGACCCUGCCUUGUGCUGGAAAGUUACCAAGCGCCGCUCCUUCCUGGGCGCCGGCGACGACACGUACUCGUGCCUCUUUCAGGAUCUGGUGCAGCAAUGCGAUCACAAGCUCAUGCUGGGUGGCCUCGGCGUCGAAAGUUGCGGACAGUGUGAGUAUGGGUCUUCGUCGUCACGGAGCAAGAAGACACCACUGCCAGCAAGCUUCGAGCACGGCCAGAGCCUUCGAGCGUCCUGUUGGGCGGAGCGCUUCACCAGCGGGUUAGCUGUCACUGCUCAAGAGACCAUGAGCUGCGUGGCCGGGGCAUGGGUGAACUCGCACAACAAGCCAGGCCUUGAAGGCUUCGCCUGCUUCGCCUGCAUCCAGGUCGUUUCCAAGACGUAUGCAGAGCUCGAUUCGAAAAUCAAGCAGGAGCUUUUCUUCGCAAGCAAGAUGAAAGUGACGCUCACUGUCGACGCGCGCACACGCCGCACGGUGACGUCCUCUGGCAACCUCCGAACAGGCUGGCCGGACGUCUUCACAGCGGACGUCAUGCCAGGAGCAGCGGACACCAUGCGCCGCUACAGGUCUGUGACGCAUCCAGGCCAAUGCCUGCGGGCCGAGUCUCAUCGGCUGGGGGCCACGCGCUGCGCUGAGGCGGAGAGCGACCAGCUCUUGGAGGCGGAGGAGCUCAGCUCCCUCCUCUGGGAUGAGUUCAAGACGAGCGCCGAUGUGCCAGGCAAGCAGCAAGCCUCGCUCCUUAACCGAGGCACCGCGCCGACCACGCUCCGCAGCUUCCACAUGCGUGCGAGCUGUGAAGAGCAUGCCUUGGCAUCGGUCGAGCUCAACGUCUUCAGCGGCGCGCGGCUCGGAAUGUCCGCGACCUGCACAGCUGCCUCCACUUACGGCAAUCCGGUGGAGCACGUGAUCUCCGUCCCGGGCGCUGUCACCAUCACCAGCAUAAGCGAGGGGACCUGCCUGAGCAUCCACGUCAUUGUCCCCUGGCACCUCAAGCAGCCCACGCUUUCCCAAUGCAUGGAUGCACAUGUGGACAAUCAGAAUGUCUACAUUCACAGUUGCCAUGACGGGCUGAACCAGCUGUGGUACAUGUUGGAGGGCAACAUCAUAUCCCUGUUGGACCACAAGUGCUUGGACUACCACACCGGCACAGAGAACGUGUACAUGCAUGAGUGCCACGGCGGUACCAAUCAGAAGUGGUACUUCGAAGAAGGCACUAAGCGAAUCCGGAGUAAGGUGGACCACAAGUGCCUGUUUUUUGACUUUCUAAACGGCCAGAACAUCAAAGUGUCCGAAUGCGACGACAACGAUUUACAGCAGUUUGACCGCGAGGAGGUUACCAGCAGGGCCUUCACGAUUGGUCUCCACUUGGACUGCAGUGAGUCCGAGUUUGAGGAAAUCACGGUGGAGCCCGUGAAUUCGGAGGAGAAAUUCCGGCUGAGGAACAGCCCACGCACGUUCCCUGGCGAGUUCCGCUGGAAGAACGACGAGAAGAAGAUUCAGAACGUGGCCACCGGCAAAUGCCUCGAAGCCAAAACGCUCGGCCGCGUGGAGGAG